AUGGUUGCUGCCUUCCGUUACCGCGAUGGUGCCUACUUAGUGUUGGAGUAUGCCCACAAGGGUGAUCUGCACAACAUUCUGGUUGGUGCUGGGAAGCUUGAAGAGGACGUGGUCCGCUUCCUUGUGGGAGAGGUGGUCGCAGCGCUGUGUGCGAUACACGAUAUAGGUUUCAUGUACGGUGAUCUGAAGCCAGAGAACGUAGUCGUCACUUCCUCGAAUCAUGCGAAGCUAACAGACUUCGGCGGGUGUCGUCCUAUCACGGACGAGGUGCCUCUGGUCCGAGGGGAUUCGCUGGGCCGCCGGGAGAGCCACGAACAAAGAGCCCCGGUCUACACGCUUGAUGGCAACCGGGGCGGUUAUUCGUCCACGAGCAUGCGAUGUCACGACUUCAACCCAGACUCAGACGGACCGAAGACCACUCUGCAAGCUGGGUCCUCCUUUGAUGUGACUUGGACCAUGGAGGCAGGACACCCUGGCGACUGCUACUUCUAUAUCAGCUACGAUCCCGAUCCCAGCAAUGUGGUCAACUUCUUCAAAAUUGCUGCAAUCCCGGGCUGUGGUGCACCGGAUGGUCUAAACAUCCCGUCCUCUGUGAGCACUUCGGUUCUCCUUCCCGCAGAACUGCCGGCCUGCGAGCACUGCGUGCUGCGCUGGGAGUGGACCGGGCAUCAGCAGGUGGUCAAUAUCGAAUUCUAUGUCCAGUGUGCGGACAUCAAGAUCACCAGCAGCGCUCAACCUGUGCUGCCUUCACCAGUGACGCCGAUCUCGGGCAUUGAGCAUCUGCCACAAGGUGCUGAAGGAUACCGCAAGGUAUACAACGGUCAGGGCCCAGAGGAGCAGUACCUCGUUGGACCCGCCAUAGCGACCUACAGCUCCUGCGACGCGAACACGCCAGGUUGCCUCGGCUUGGGAAUAGUGCCGAUUCCGACUGACUCCACAUCACCAUCUGCCGCGACCUCCACGACAUCGGAGACUUCAGUUGUCACCUCGCCCUCCGACGCAGGAUGCACAUGCACUUCGAGCACUGAAUGGACUGGGGACUUCAGCCAGUAUGCUUCGGAUCAGGACUUCUGCAGCCAGAACUUCGGCGGCUCCAACCCUUGGAUAUCUGCCGGUGGCGGCCCUGGGACCUCUGGUGGAUUCAGCGGAGCCGGCCCUUGCACCUCUGGACAAUACAACUUCCAGGAGGAUGGCAGCUGGCACAUCUUGGCCGGACAGGAAGAUGCUUUGGGCGUGAUGCCCUAUCGAGCUUUCGCAUAUGCCCAGUUCUGCAAUGGCAAAGCAUAUUCCGAGUGCUGGACCACUGGCGAAGCUGCCUUUAGCUUCUCUUUGAUGGUUCGUGGUGUGAGCCAGACUGGAGCCUUCGUGAAAGUGCUGUUUUGGACCGACUCGGGCAACAUCCUGGGGCUGGUGCCUCCAAGUCAUCCGAAAGGUGAAGGUAAGCUCCGACUCGUUGCCUUCAUGACCGAUGACUAUCCGAAUUCCUGGGACUUUGAGCUGGAGAUCUCUGAGUCUACAUGGUACCAUAUCCAGGUUGCUUUCCAAGCGUCGACAGGUGCUGCAGAGGUCUCCGUGAAUGGCGUGGUCUUGGGUUCAGGAACCUUGCCAGUCAACAUGCUUGCAGCGACCACCGGACCGCAAAUUGGAAUUUACUCCUUUGACUACGGGACGAGCUGGCCUGCCGUCACUUCAAUGCCCUGGGCCUUGCUGUUUUCUGAGAUCCUCCAGGGCCAGAAGGCGGAUGUGGAGUUGCUCAAUACGGCUCCCACCCCUUUCGUGCAGCCGGCGGCGCUCUUGCAGGGAUGGCCAUGGACAUCCACGGCGGCCUCUUCUUCAAUUCGUCUUGCGUGUUGGUGUCUACUACUGAAGACGGGCAUCGCAUUGCCCAACACCUUCACCUUUGCUGAGGAGCCGAUCCAGGAGUUUCACUACUUUGCUGAGAAUUCAGAUUGUGGGCUGAACUUGACUGGAGGCACAAAAUUCGAGCAGCCCGACUUCCCCUUGGAUUACACGAUCCUCGACAACACCUACUACCAGAACACUGGCAGUGAGCUGCCUGGGAAGAUCGGAGCUGGGAGUCACCCCUUGCUGGCCGCAGCAGAGCGGCACUUCUCCGGAGCCGGUGGCACCGCGCAGGCCACUGAGGCUUCCUUUUCUCCAGUUUUCCACGCCUUCGGGAUCCACGUGUUCUUCUUCGAGUUUCUCCUCUACCUCGGGAACCAGAUUCAGGGCCCCCUCGAUUACCACUUCCUCUUCUACCUCCUCGACGGAGACAUGGCGUCGUCUUCCAGUUCGGGACCUGGCACCGGAGGCAUCCCUCUUCACGAGUUCAGACGGGAAGUUCCUCCAGGAUGGGGACCGGGCAUACCAGACUACCCCCUUCGCUUGUUCUUCGAGAGACUCAAGCUUUGGUACCAGGUCUAUGACGGCGACGACUCCAUGGCUUCCGAGGCCAGAUGUGGCGUGGACGUAGGAGGAGAUGCGCUUGCACGCCUCACCGUCGACGAGGUCAGAGAUCCCAAUGACCCGACGGUGGUUCUUCAAAGGCAUGUGCCAUCCGGCAUCCAAGCACUGUGCAACGCGCUGAAGGACGCCUUUGGCGUCUCGGACCAGGAGCUGGUUUCAAGGUCGAUCGAGGAGUUCUUCGAGCACCGCCGAGGGAAGUUGAGCUUCCAAGAGUACUCGAUAGAGUGGGACUGCAAGCUUGAGGAGGCCACAACCAGAGCAGGGCUUCAGAUCAACGACGUGGCGAAGUUUUACCUGUUCUUCCGUGGCUCAGGUUUACCGGCUAAGUUCAUCGAGGACAUCAAGCUGCAGCUCCAGGGCGACCUUCGCCUCUUCAGAGAGGCUCGAGCUCUGGCUCUUCGGCUUAUCAGCCGCAAGGACGACAUCGGCGGCAACGACAGCUACUACGAGCACGAGCACGAGGCCGUCGAUGAGCUCCAGGAGUGGUACGCCGACGAGUGGGACUGGGAGACAUCUGAUUGGGAGCAGCCGUGGGAUACGGCGGCUUGGUACGAGGAAGGCUGGUCUUGGGUUCCGGACUACGACAACUACCUCUCCGAGUACGAGGAAGAAGCCUGGCCCGCAGAUGGCCAAGCAGAGGAACCACCUCCGGAAACAGAUGCAGAACAUCCAGCCUAUCACGGCGAAAGUUCCCCUGGUCACUCGGGCGCUGCCACGGCUGAGAGCUACCCCAUGCACAAGGGCAAGGGCAAGGGCAAACCAACGGGAUGUUCGAUUUGCGGCUCUCGUUGGCACCACGCUUCCUCUUGCCCGGUGGCUGAUGGCAAGGAAGGUGGCUACGGCGGUGGCUACGGCAAGAAGGGCAAGAGUCGCGGCAAGGGCAGCGGUAAAGGCAAAUGGGUUCCGCAAGGCAAGGGCUUCCGGGGAAAGAAAGGUGCCAGCUGGAGUUCUCCCUACUUCGGCUUCGCCAGGAACGAGAAGACGUUGCACCGGAGCUUUGAUUCGGAAAAGCCUUUCGAGACACCUCCUCGCAAAACCGUGCACUUCCAGAUGGACCGCGAUGAUGAGGAGCCUAUCCUUCCCAGGAGUCGUCCACGAGCAGGCAAUGGUGACGCUGCUCAAGAUGCCUCGGAGGACAAUGCAGUUCCUGCCUUGCCGGAAAAGAAGCUUGCGUUCAACUUUGCCAGCUCCAUCUACAGCACAGAGACCUACCACACCAUCCUCGGCAACAAGCGACGUGGUUUGCUAGUGGAUCCAGGAGCAGCUUCCGGAUUGGUGGGCUCAGAGACCUUGCGAGACUUACUCGCCCAUUGCCCUCGCGACCAGGCCGAUGCUGUUCGCUGGGACAGAAGCAAGACCACAAAUGUCAGUGGCAUCAGCGGCAACGCCGACACCACCCUCGGCGAGGUUGAGGUUCCUCUGACCCUUGCGGGCGCCGAGGCCACCUACAAGGCCGAUGUUCUUGGUGGUGAAGGAUCACUGUGCCCAGCUCUUCUGUCCAACCCAGCACUACGUCGACAGCGAGCAGCCAUUCUCACCAAUAGGUUUUGCAAUGGUGACGGUGCCUUGGUUGUUCAGACCGAGAAGGGCGAAGCGCAUGUCAUGUGCAUUUUGCUCACCGACUCCGGGCACUACUUGCUGCCCACCGAUGAGGCAAACCUCGUGGCCGAGAAGGAGAACAAGGAUGUGCAAGUUCAGUUGUCAUGUUGGACACGGGAGAUCGCGGACCGCUGGGAUGAUGUGAGGCCUGAGAUCAGACACUGCUUCCUACAGCGGCCGAUCUCCGACCAGGAGCGUGAGCGGUACCACAUCCACUACAAGCAGAACGAGAACGAUGAGACCAAUGCGACUCCGAGUUCACAAACGACGGCCACGCUCCCCACCAGUUGCUGCUGCGACAGUUUCAAGAAGCCUUCUCUCCAGACCAUUUGUUUGCAGCACCGAACUGUGGUCCGUGGUCAGUGGCUACAGCAGGAGUCGACCCAGGAAAGCGACAGGCCAACCGCUGUGCUGAGCUGCCUACUUUGGAGUUCCUGCAAGAGGCAUGUUUGUGGCAGCACAAUGAAGGGCAUCAACAAGCAACACCUGGACCAAUGCAUGCUGGGUGCUGUUGAUAAACAUGGCCGACCGGUCUUUGGUCACAAAUCUUAUGUGGAGCUUGUCAUCCAGUACUGCCCUGGCCUCACCUCAGCAGACGAGGCGCAUCUGCGAGGGCUGCAAGUACAGCUUCUGGAUUGGCGAUGGGAAUCAAUCGAGUUUAUUGCCAAGUUUUGGCUUCGUGCGAUUCCCAUUCUCCGUGAUAAGUGGUCCGAUGAGUCAUCGCUCGGCCACACGGAGAUUGAUCUGGCCAAGACCAUCGGGUCAGCUUUGCGGUCCGAGCGAAACGAGGUCAUGACUCUUUGGACGUGUUCGUUGAGCGGCACCCUUGGUGAAUGUGCUCGAUGGUUGGAGGGUUGCUUCUGCCACGAAAAAACCAUUGCCUUCAGAGGCAAACGGAAAAGGUCGUCUGCUGCAGGACUGGGCCAGCAUUGCCCGUGGAAAGGCAAACGGCUGUGCAGCCUGGCUUGGCAGGGAGGGGGCUGCUUCGUGAGCAGAAUGGAGGGCCCGGAUGGCGAGCUGGCUGGUGGCUCACAGGAGUUUCAGCAGAGAAUGCUGACAUGCUCACCAGAGCUGAGUGGCAGGAUGGUGGAGUUGAACAGCUGGAUUCUGGUGCAUCUCAAAACCGUCCUCGACUCAAAGUUUGCCUGGUGCACCCGGCUGCCAUUUAAGAUUGCAGGAACUUUCAGAUUGUAUGUCGACAAAGAGCUUCUCGAGGUCACUGCUUUUGUGCGUUCUUGCUUUGAAGAGUUUCGAGCAGCCAAUGAGAUGGAUUUGGUGAGCCGGGAUCUCUUUGGCAGGGAGACAGCAGAAAGCAAAGAGCUCUGGGAAUUCUGCAUGCAAGACGAGCGCACAGAGAAUCUUCGAUCUUUGGAAUGCUUCCCUCAUGCCUUUGUUGCCGUGCAAGAACGAGCAUUCACUCCACUUGCUGAGCGACAUCUGGAAAGUCAGCACAAAGGGAUAAAGUGGGCACUGCAGAGGGGUUUCAAGAAAGCAAUGCCAGCCACCACCUGCGCCAGACAGCGUAGACAGCAGGUUCUCGCCAUGCUGAAAUCUCCAGCCGAAAAGGAAUUUGUUAUCCUGAAUUUCAGAACUCGCAGCAUGUGGCCGGACCUGCUUGGACACGUGGUAGCCCCGGCCGACAUUGCAAAGAUGUCCUUGGCCCAAAAGCUUGCACGUUGCUACUGCUUUUCCCAGGAAGAUCAUUUUGCGGAGACACCUGAGGAUGAUGAUGCAGCAGCAGCUUUCUUGAGGGCUCUAGCGGGGCAAGCCAGGCCAGAGGUCACCUUGACUGCUGACAUGCGACAGUGGGUCUCUUUUCUGAAGCAACAGCUGGGCAACGGUGUCCUGUGCACCUUCCCAUCAGAUCUCUUUGAGCUCUUGACAUCAGACCCAGAGUAUCAGGAGGAGAUUGAGGAUGCGGACAGCCCUAGCUUUGAAUUGGACAACAAGACUUUGAAAGCUGGCUUGGGAGAGCAAGAGAUGGAACUCCCUGAUUUCACAUCCGAGGCUUUUGUUUUCUGUCAAGUUGUUGAUGCCCGGCCAGAGAACCGUGCCAAGGUGAAGCAAGGCACAGCAGAAAGCAGCAACCGAACCACAAUGCUGGUGCAGGAGUUUCCACGUGUGAAGUGGCUGCAAAAACAGGCUCCAGAUCCCAGGGUUGAGGUGAGCAAGCAAGAUGCAAGGACUGUUCUGUUACAGCUGGAAAGAGCCUGCUCUGAAGACAUAUUUGUGCGGAUGAUGCGGGAGGUUUGUGUGUGGAGCUGCGAAAAUGCAGGCAGAGCAAUGGAGCUUUGUGGGAUCGCCGCAGAGCCAGGAGAGGUAGCUGACAUUUUCGAGGUUGAGGAUGCGAGACUUCCUCGCUUGUUGGACGAUGAGGCAAGCCUGGAAGCACUCAUGCAUCAGGCCAAUGCUGUUGUUCCUGAGCCUGGGCCCCAGCAAGUGGUUGUGCAGGCAGCAGGCAUCAAUCUGAGCGAGAUUGAACAAGAGGCUGCAGUUGCUGUGCUGAAUGCUGGAGCUGUGGGCUCGACGGCAGUCCCUGUUGCGAGUGUCACCAGCGCCAGAGUAAGUCUGGCAGUUGUGUUGCGGUUGGCCGAAAGGCGUGUUGUGCAAAUAUUCGAAGAUGACUUCGGCGAAUGGCUGGUGGACAUUGCAGCCCCUUUUCUCCUCCACAUGAGCCUGCGCUGGAAGCACCCAGCAGAGGAUAUGUCGUCCAUUUCUGGCCUCAGUCUUGAGCAGAUUUCGGGUUUUUUGGCCAGCCUGAAGCAGCCCAGAAAGAAGGCAGGCAGGAAGGCGAUCCAGAAUCCGAAUGAUGAAGAAAUGGAGGGAGCCUUGGAGCUUCCGGAGAGGUCUCACCGUGUGCAUAGUUUGGAGGAGUUGCGUGAGUAUCUGGCUGCCCAAGAGGAGCCGUCUGAACCGCUGUUGGGCAGACCAGACAUCAAAGCAUUGCCUCCUGUCAUGUCCAAGAUCCCGGGCCUGGACCAGGUCAAAGUUUACUUCGAUAAUUAUACUCAUCAAUCUGGCAGGCUGCGGGCCUUUUGCCAAUGCCCAAAGCAUGGCAAGAAGUGCAGACUUUAUGUUUUCGUAGAUGUUGAAGGGAAGGAUCGAAGUGUGGCCAAGCUGCUUGCUUGGGUAUCCAUGCCAGCAAAGGAUGCUGACUCUCACCUUGAACUGCGGCCAACUGCAGCCGAGAUUGAUGUAAUGGUUCAGCGGCAAGCCAUGGGACGGUCGACGUCGUCGUCGCCCUCGUACACGUACUACAGUUCCGAGGGGGAGGAUCCUCGGAAGAAGGCGGCUGAAGCCACGAAGAGAAAAAGUGGUGGCGAGAUGCGGAGCUCAAGCUCGGAACGAGAAGACAGAAAGCCGCCCGAGAGAAGGGAUGAGAAGGGAAAGGAGGAGGUGGAAGUAAGAAAGAGAGAUGAAAAAAAGAGAGCUGCGGCUGAGGCAGCUUCUUCCUCCAAGAGGAAACCGGAGGUGAAGGCGAUGCCAAAGAAGGCGAAGGCAAUGUCAGAUCCCCCUCCUGGGAUCUGGCCCCCGCCGGGACCAGACAGAGGCUGGGACCGUCACCAGAGCGACCAGCAGGACUGGGACCGCCGCCGGGACCAGCAGGACAGAGACCGCAGUCGCCGGGGUCUUGGUGGCGGCGGCGAUGAUGAUGACACAUGGGGCCGGGGCAAUGGCGGCCGUGGCCGUGGCGGUGGCAGCGGUGGCCGCGAUGGCUACCGUUCGUGGAGCCCGGUGACAGCGCCGCCAACAUGGCAAGGCGGCUACCAGGGCUAUCAUCAGUGGUGGCGCAAGCCGCAUGAAGAGCGGCAGGAGGAGGACGAUGGAGUCCACCUCCGUACAAGAGGUGAGGCUACCAUCCAGCGCAACUGGCUGCGGUGCAUGGCUUGCCACAAUUCUUUCAAGACGCAAUACAGCUACCAGCAGCACUACCAAGCAAAACACGCCAGCCAAGCGCCGCAGGCAGAGGAUGUGCCAGAGCCGGAAGUGGUCAAGGGCCGGCGCCGGAACCGCACCAGCCCAAGCGGCAGCCACGAAAGAAGCCGGCAGUGCCAGCUGACGUCCCGGACGUCCCCGAUAACAUGCCACUGCCAAAGCAGGGCCCAUCGCCACCAAGCGGCCCUAGGGUGCCUCGGCCUCAGCUAG
Messenger RNA from Symbiodinium sp. CCMP2592, 8211 nucleotides. The record is from the annotation of a GenBank genome assembly. Lineage: Eukaryota; Dinophyceae; Suessiales; Symbiodiniaceae.